Messenger RNA from Ceratotherium simum simum (southern white rhinoceros), 2836 nucleotides. RefSeq names its product toll-like receptor 12. Lineage: Eukaryota; Metazoa; Chordata; Mammalia; Perissodactyla; Rhinocerotidae. Gene Ontology annotation, biological process: inflammatory response; toll-like receptor signaling pathway. Gene Ontology annotation, molecular function: protein binding; signaling receptor activity. The record is from RefSeq and is a predicted model, not a curated record. Gene Ontology annotation, cellular component: plasma membrane.
CUCUCUGGAAAAGGGAGGGGAGCAGAGAGUGGGGUUCUGAUUCUGCUUCUCUAUAGACCAGGCUUGGUGCUGAGAUGGGCAGGCACUUGCUGCUUCCUGGUCUGUUCCUGUACCUUCCCUUGACUGCAGGCUGGACAGCUUCUAACUGCCUGGUGACUGAAGGCUCCCGGCUGCCUCUGGUCUCCCGCUUCUUCCUGGUCUGCCCCUUGGACUCCAGCCUGCCCCUCCUUGCAGCAUGCUACUCAGUGACUAAUCUGACACAGGCCUUGGAGGCUGUGCCACAGAGCGUGGAGGGGCUCUGUCUUGCUGGUUCCACUUUGUUUCUGCACCCGGACGCCUUCUCCCACUUCCCUGGGCUCAAGGUCUUAGGGCUGAAUCUGCGUCUCACCCAGCUCCUGCCAGGAGCUCUCCGGGGCUUGGGGCAGCUGAAGCAGCUCUUUUUCAUAGGCCUCCGCACGAAUCACCUCUUCCUACCUCCUGAUGCCUUUGGCAACCUAAGCUCCCUCCAGCACCUUGCCUUCUUGGGCCCCUGCUUGGAUGGAAACUUGGGUGUCCGGUUGCCUCCCGGUCUACAGCGGCUGGAUGUCAAGAACAGUUGCCUUCAGAAUGUAGGGAAAUUGGCCAACAUCUUCCCAGACCUGGUGCUUGGGUCCUCCUCUGGUGAAGCUUGGACUCUGGACAUGUUGGACCUGUCAUUCAACAAUGGGCUGAAGAUGGCCAGUCCUGGGGCCCUCCAGGGCCUCAAGCUGGGGACUUUGCGUCUGGACCACACAAAGAUGGAGGCAGCUGCAGUGGUGGGACUGGGGCUGCAGAGACUGGACACUCUGUCUGUGAUAAAGACUGACACGGCUGAGCUGCCUGCCAGGGCAGUUGCCCACUUUGAGCUACAGGAGCUGAAUUUGGGAUCCACUCUGAUAGGGCACAUAGCUCUGGAGGCCCUGGCUUCCUGCUACAGCCUAAGGCGCUUGGGUCUUGAAAGCAGUGGCCUGACUGACCUGCCACCAGGUUUCCUGGCUGCCAUGCCCAGGCUUCAGAGACUGAACCUGUCCAGCAACCAACUGCGGAGUGCCAUGCUGUGCACGAAUGAGACAGGGGCUGUGUCAGGACUGUGGGCCCUGGAUCUGUCAAAGAAUGGGCUGCAAACCCUGUCCCCAGCCACCUUCUCCUGUUUGCCCCAUCUACGGGAGCUGCUACUUCAGGGAAACCAGCUGGUUUGUCUGGAGGGCCAGGUAUUCCAGGGCUUAAGGAGGCUGGAGAUGUUGGACUUGGGCGGGAAUCCACUGGUAGCCCUGGGCGAUGGCUGGUUGGCUCCUCUGCCUGCACUGACCACCCUAAACCUGUUGGAUACCCGCAUGGUGUUGAGCCCAGGCUGGGACUUCCAGGGCCCAGAGAGUCUGCACAACUUGAGCCUGCAGCUCCCCUCUGGCCCUUCCAGGGUAGCAUUGUCCCUGCCCAUGAGGCUGAGGAGCUUGGAGCUUCAUGCAGCCUCAGGCAGGGAGCAUUGGAAGCUGGCUUCUAACGUUUUUCCAGUCUUGCAGACCCUGACUCUAAAAGGCUGGGGACUGCAGCUGGGGACCCAGAAUGUCUCCGAGAUCUUCCCUGCCCUUCUCCAACUCUCCCUGCUUGGCAAUAGCUUGGAGGCCCUCUGCUCCCAGGACACCUCUAGCUUCUUCCUCUGGCAACUCCCUAGGCUCCAGUAUCUGAGGGUAUGGGGGGACAGGCACAGCCCUAGGCCCUGCUGCAUCACAGGGCUUCCCAGCCUACGGGAGCUGAAGCUGCAGGCACUGCAAUCCCGAGCCCAGCCACGCCCAGUGCGGCUUGAGGAGCUGGUGGGUGAGCUGCCCAGGCUUGAGGUGCUGCAUCUGGCCCAAACGGGGUUGGAGACACUCUCUGCCGCUGCUUUCCAGGGCCUGGGAAGUCUCCAGGUCUUAGUGCUAGACUGGGAGACAGGACUGGUGCUGGAUGGCAGCCUCCAGGAGCAUAGUCCCCAGAUGCCCCAGUACAUGUAUAUUCUGACUGCAUCCUUGGCCUGCCAGUGUGCCAAUGCCUGGGUGGGUCCUUGGCUUGAGCGGUCCCCCAGGACAUACAUACACAUAAAUUCAAAUCAGCUGUGCCAGCCAGAACCUGGGGGCCGCUCCAAGAAUCCCCUUUUCCCCUUUCUCCAGAGCCACUGCCCCAAGACUUCAGGGUUGGGACUCUUUUUGGGCAGCUUCGCCUUGCUGCUUCUGCUAAUCUCUUUGCCCCUUCUACAGGAAGCCAGGAACUCCUGGAUCCUCUACCUCCAGGCCUUGUUCAGGGCUUGGCUUCAGGGCCUGAGGGGUCGGAGGGAUGAAGGCCACAGGUUCCUCUAUGAUGUGUUUGUGUCGCACUGCAGGCAAGACCAGGGCUGGGUGGUGUGGGAGCUGCUGCCUGCUCUGGAGGGCUGCCCUCCAGCUGGCUGGGGGCUGCGCCUCUGCCUCCCUGAGAGGGAUUUUGAGCCAGGCAAGGACGUGACUGACAAUGUGGCAGAGAACAUGGCAAGCAGCCGGGUUGUACUCUGCGUGCUGAGUCGCCAGGCCCUGAACACCCCACGCUGCCGCCUGGAGCUCCGCCUUGCCACCUCCCUCCUGCUGGCUGCCCCCCGGCCCCCAGUGCUGCUGCUGGUCUUCCUGGAGCCUGUCUCCCGCCACCAGCUCCCCCGCUACCAUAGACUGGCCAGGCUGCUCCGCAGAGGAGACUACUGUGUGUGGCCCAAGGAAGAAGAAAGAAAGGACGAGUUCUGGGCUUGGCUGGGGAGCAGGCUGGGGCAGCCUGGGUUGGGCUAGAGUGGGUGCAUGUGGGUUGGAGGGUGGGGAUA